Molecule: messenger RNA, 1985 nt
Organism: Aspergillus wentii DTO 134E9
Lineage: Eukaryota; Fungi; Ascomycota; Eurotiomycetes; Eurotiales; Aspergillaceae
Product: COP9 signalosome complex subunit 1
Exons: 4
Coding region: 398-1882 (494 amino acids)
Cellular component (GO): COP9 signalosome
Source: RefSeq, a predicted model, not a curated record
GGGCGAUGAUGGCCGUCUGUCUGAUAGCUCACCUCGUCCGCUCUCCACCAUUCGAUCGCAUCCUCUGCUGCAAUAUCCAUUCCGAACCGCCUCGUGACCGAUCCAUACACUGAAAUUCCAUACGAACCUGCGAACUAGAGGCAGUGAUAUUUUCUUCUCUUGAAUACAUCUAGGCAGCGACUUAUCACGUUUGUGACGAGGGGUUUUCCACUUUGACGUGCGGAUAGUGCCCCCGGAAUUCUUGAAUUCGACUCUCGAAGCUCGUGAACACUUGGAACAAGGCUACAUCUUUCGGGCUUGCAGUGCCAACUCGGGUUCUUAUCUCUAAACGACGUCCUAUUCUCCAUCGAAUCUAACGGGCUAUUGGUGUAUGGUCCACGUGCGCGGAACAAACGAAAUGGAUUCGACAUUGCCAGACGCUUUCGAAGCUUCUCAGACCGGAUCAUUUUCGGGACAGGGAGCCGGCUUAGGGAAUGCUGACUUGGAGAACAUCAGUGGCAAUACAGUCGCUGCGGGGUCAUUAGUUCGAGUUGAUGAUCCCCCCAAAUUCGAGCUCGAGUCAUACAUUGCAAAUUACACUGGCAGAACUAGAUUUGAUCGCCUAUUCCUCAUCGGAAUCUGUUCCUCUUACCUUUCCACCGAUGCUUUGAAGGCUGCAAUCGUCGAGGCUAAAUCGAGCAAGGAUGUGAUUCGAUAUGAACGUGCGGUUCGGGCGCUUGCGGACACUGCAUCGACUGAGAGUGAAGCCACUCUAGACACGGACUGGAUGGAUUAUAUGCAGAAAGUCGUCAAGACAGAGUCGGACCGGCUAGAGCAUGAAUUGAAAGGAUACAAGAAUAACCUGAUCAAAGAGAGCAUACGGAUGGGAAAUGAAGAUCUGGGGCUGCACUAUCAUCAAAUCGGAGACUUGGUUGGCGCAUCGAAGGCCUACUCCCGCAUGAGAGAUUACUGCACAACUCCCAGCCACAUCGCUUCGAUGCUGUUCAAGAUAAUCAACGUGGCCAUUGAGCGUGGGGAUUGGCUUAGUGUGCAAUCUAACGUGCACCGCCUACGUAAUCUGCAAUCGAAGCCAGAGGAGCAGACCAAAAACCAGCCUAAGAUGAAUGCCGCAUUGGGCUUGUCGCAGCUACACUCCGGAUCAUAUCUAGAUGCUGCUCACAGUUUCUUGGGGACUGAUGCAAACUUGGGAGCAUCUUACAAUGAGGUUAUCACAUCCAACGAUGUCGCUGUGUAUGGUGGGCUCUGCGCGCUUGCAUCUAUGGACCGAAACGAUCUCCAGCGCAAGGUGCUUGACAACAACUCUUUCCGGAACUUUCUCGAGCUGGAACCCCACAUUCGCCGUGCCAUCUCGUUCUUUUGCAAUUCCAAGUUCCGUCCUUGUCUGGAAAUCCUUAAUGCUUACAAGACUGACUACCUUCUUGACAUUCACCUGCAGCGCCAUGUCGCUACUCUGUACACUCGCAUUCGCACCAAGUCGAUUGAACAAUACCUAGUUCCUUUCAGUCGCGUGACCCUAGAUUCCAUGGCGAAGAUAUUUGCUCCAGCAGCAAUCGAAGAACAGACCAGUCUUACUGAUCCAAAGUCGCCAUUUGUGAAGGAAUUGAUUCAACUAAUCGAAAACGGCACUUUAGAUGCCCGCAUCGACCUGGAGAAGGGAGUGCUGGUUUCCAACCAAACGAAUCUGCGGACGGAGGUGCAACAGGCGGCCCUUGACAGCUUGACGAAUUAUACACGGGAGGCUCACCUUCGAUUGUUGCGGACUAACAUUCUCUAUGCUGGAUUGGAGGUGCGCCCGCCCCCAGGGGAGAGAAAGCAUGGAGCGGAGGAGCGGUCUGGGGCUAAAGGGAAAUACUAUCGGAACACACCAAGUAUGCUUGGGUGAGGACCUGGAAUGAUAUAGAAAUAGAUUCCAUGGUCACUUUAUGGAGACUUCAAGUAUUCUUAUUCCUGGAAAGAGAAAAUGACUCAUGAAUUGACGUUACUCG